This is a messenger RNA of Trichoderma virens Gv29-8, 4500 nucleotides long. RefSeq lists its product as uncharacterized. Bases 1 to 4500 code for a protein of 1499 amino acids. The transcript is spliced from 8 exons. Gene Ontology annotation, cellular component: cytosol. NCBI's taxonomy places the organism in Eukaryota, Fungi, Ascomycota, Sordariomycetes, Hypocreales, Hypocreaceae. Gene Ontology annotation, biological process: tRNA methylation. The record is from RefSeq and is a predicted model, not a curated record.
AUGCCGGGUCGACUCAUCCCUGAGCAUGUUGAUCUGCUCGGUAACCCGACUCCGGUGAUGAAGUGGCUUGAAGAGCAAGACGUGGGAAGCCAACAGAGUUGUGCCACAAACAUCUUCGACACGAUCCUGGGAGAAGCAGCCCAGCCUAGAUCUGUCUCGGGCAAUGCCUGUGUGCGGCUUUGUGGCUUUGUAGAGCGAGUUUCCAAGUCUGAGUCAGAGCCUCUUCAGCUUUGGGCGUUUUCUCAAGAUGUAGCUUUGAGGCUUUACGAUUUCUACAUUGAUUGGAAUGAGUUUGAUCAUCAUCGAUCAAUGAGGCUCGUCCUAGACCUGAUAGCGCAACUGCUCCGCAGAAAUCCUGACAAAAGAGCGGCACUAGAGAUACGAGACUUGCUCUUGGACAAUCUAAUCUCGAUUGUAAUCGGCCGCUCGACCAAGCCUGUAGCUAAAUCGGCCCUGAAGACUCUUGAUUACUUUCUUGCCAAGGGAGUUUUCAACUUGGAUGACGUCAAAGCCACUCAUCUCGCCUACCACCAGGAACUAUCCCAGGCCGCUGACAUCGAGAUAUGGAGCGUCUUUACAACCGAGUUGUUGCAGUGGACUCGACUGCACUUUAUUUGUCCCGCGGCCGGAAAGUUCAUAGAGCCAAAUUUGCUGGAAAACUUCAAAAAUUACAUAUUCCUUCCGCUCCUCAAGGUUGACAGGCCAGAAGGUCUGAAGUUUUUGCAAAAAGUGAACCAGCAUGAGUCCAGUUCAACAGCUACGCCAGCCAAUGAUGACUUUGACGCAAAUCUUGGCAGUGACCAGUCAAACGAGGACAAUUCAUCCAUUACUCUCCGAGAAAAUACCCUUGAGAGCGUGCUAACGCAUCCGUCUCACGAGGUUCGAACAUCGGCUCUUAGUCUUCUUAUAAGCUCACCAUCAACAACACGACCAUACUCUGCUACCACCUUGGAUUUACUUAAGAGACAUUUAGCCACUUUUUUGGCGGAUCCAGAUGCCAAGUUUCGGGUGGAUGUCUGUGCUCGUGUAAGGGACAUGUUCAAGAGAGUACGGGGCGCAAUCUCGAUAUUGAAGAAAAGCAUACCACGAGCAAGGGCAAAGGCGCGAAAGAAUGCCUCCAAGGAUGCGGCAUCUGGUGCCAGUCAACAAGCGUUAUACCGCACUAAUAUAAUUUCAUGGCCAGAGUCUGAACUUGUAUACUGCUUAGAGUACCAUGAGAAAUUCUUACACUGGUAUCUAGGAUUCUUAUGUGACGAAUUGUCUCCGACAGCUUCUUACCAACGACACAUUACAUCCCUUAAAAGUCUGAUAUCCAUACUUCGCAUGGAAGGGGAUAGUUCGAAGACUUGGGAGACACCAGAGGACCAGCAGCUGUUUUUCGACUACUUUGAUGGGAAAUGGCUUCGAACGCUCGCCGAUCUAGUAAUGGAUCCAUUCGACGAUGUUCGGGAUACCGCCUCGCUUGUACUGGCCCAACUAUUCGCUGACAAGAGAUACGUGAAAUUCACCCUCAAUUCUACGAACACGAACCAGAAGCCUUCCGGGGAACUUGAAGAACUACUACAUCGAGCUGAAAAAGUGUCCAUUCGUACUGCCAGAGCUGAUCAUUCUGAUGGUGUUGCCAGAGCCUCGCAACUGCUAUAUAAAUUCUUGGACACUGAAGAUGAGCGGCUAGGUCUUCUUUCAAAACUCGUUGAUACACUAGACCACAAGAUAUCAAGGGCUGAGGCAGACUUGGGGCUGGCCGUUCUAGAGCAGCCACUGCAUAGUACCUUUGCGUCGCUGUGCUUCACCUGGCAAGCUGUUUCUGAAAAGAAGCUAUCAAAAUCUGAGGCAGAGUCUGCCUCUGCGCUGCAGGACAGGAUGAUUGAUUGCUGUGAACGGGUGUGGAAAGCCGUCCGCGAUGUUCUUUGCGAUGACUCUCCUGAGGGGCAUCUGCCCGAAGAGAUGGAAGAUACUGAAGGUCUUGAUACAAAGGGUCUCUUGAGUUACAGUUUUCGUGCCAUUCAUGACAAUCUGAUGCGGACGAUUGCGCUGAGUAUGAGAAACCGCUCUCGCGAGGGGCUUAUAACACCAUCGCGAAAAGCCUUUGAAACCAUUGGAAAUCUGGCAUUCGAGCAACUCGCCAACUUAAGGCAUCGCGGUGCAUUUACAACGGUCGCUGCGACCUUUGCGACCUGCUGCCAGUUGACCAAGCAUUUGGAUCCUGUUGAGGGUGAGAUAUCUCUACUCAACGUAUGGUACAAGGGUACCUUGAACGAAAUCUUCACUCAAAGAUCCACAACUCGAAGAUCUGCUGGAAUCCCCUCGAUGAUGACGGGUAUUCUCUCGGCAAAUGCAUUUGACCCAUCAUUUGAAGACGCAAUGGCCAGACUCAUCGAAAUUGCGAGCAUUGAGGCCCGCGUGGUAGAAACAGAUGGAUCGAAUCUGCCUCAAGUCCAUGCCUACAAUUGUCUCAAAGACAUUUUCAAGAACUCACUACUAACAUCUAUGGGAAAUAAAUCCGAGAAAUAUCUUCCCCAGUGCCUCGAACUGGCGGCUAGUGGGCUCAGGUCAGAGGUUUGGGCUAUUCGUAACUGCGGCUUGAUAUUCCUUCGCAGUUUAAUCGACAGUCUCUUCGGGUCACAGGAGAGCAAGGCGAUGAUUGAAGCUGGCUGGGACGGAAAAGCCAACAGGAUUCCAUACCACCGGUACCCUAACCUUCCAACCGUGUUGGCAAGUCUUCUUAAAUCCGGUCACAAGAUGGUUACCUCAACAAACGCCACAUCAUCUGCCGAGUCAGUUUUCCCAGCCUUGGACAUCAUCCGUCGAGCAGGACCGCCUGAUCUCCUUCGAGACGAAAUUCAAAUUCAUGUCGCUGCCUAUCUAUCAAGCCCUGUAUGGCAUGUGCGCGAAAUUGCUGCCAGAACUCUCUGCUCCUGCUUGCUUCACGACAAAUGGCUUAGCGUUGUUCAAGAUUUGUUUCACAAAUCGUUGAAUGACAAAACUGUCAAUGGCCAGAAUCACGUACACGGAGUUCUCCUGUCGCUAAAAUUCCUCAUUGAAAGAUUUAGCGAAGUGGCACCAGAUCGCCUCAUAGCUGACCUACCGGAAUUGACGACAUUCCUCGAGACAAGCCAGAUCGACAGCGUAUAUGUCAGCUGCCCGGACAUCAUAGCCGCUUACCUGGAAGUUAUCAACAUGAUAUGGAUAUCCCAGAUCACUCAAUCUCAGCCCUUACAGCCACCCAAGGUUUUGAUACCCACGACAAACGGUUCUGCGUUGCUCAAAGCUCAAAGUACUAUAAGUAAAAUACUUUCUUUGUCUCAAUCCAAAGAGCCCGUUAGGCAGGUUAAGACUUUGCUAAGUGAGAGCCGUAUUGGCGCCGACACGAUGGUGGCUGCUCUGGAAUCGAUACAGAAACUAUGGCAUUCGGCCUCAACUCCCGACCACAUAAGGAUUGCCUUGUGCGAUCUGUACAUUGACGUUUGUCUCAGAACCAGCUUCAUGGAGCCUCAAGUGGUGGCCAUUGAGAACUUGGUUGAGUUGAUAAACCAGCUCAUUGCAGAGAACAAGCUCGAUUCUCUGCCUAUCAGCUCUCUGAUGGACAUGUGGACAAUACUACCCCAGCGCUCACUAAACCCAUCUCUCUCCAACGCCAUUGUGAGAGCCAGCGGCUGCUUAGUAGCCGUUAUGAGUCAAUCUAAACGUCUUUCAACGCCGGCCCUUCGGAACUGGGGCAGAAUGAUGGCUGAUGCAGGGUCAGAUGACAAGAGCUUUGAUACCCGCUUUGCAGCAGCUCAAUCUCUGUGCUCAUUCUUCCGUGUGACGGGAACAUCUUGCACCAGCGAAGGAUAUCUCCCUGUCCUCCUAGCCCUCUAUGAUGCCAUAAACGACGAUGACGAUGAAGUCCGUGAGGCCGGAUCCGCUGCAGCAAGGAGCAUUUUUGGUCAGAACCUAGCCCCUCUCGAAGCCUCCAGCCGUCUUCUUCAAUGGCUCGCCCAACACUUUAACAGCAGCGCUGAGUUCAAGGCUGCAGUUGCAAGUCGCAUCACCGGAUGUCGUGCUACGGUAGCAGUUAAUCAGUCAUGGAGUUCGCCUGGGGCCCAACUGGAUGCCGCUCUCAGGUCUGACGACUCUUUAUUCGCAGUUGAAGAGCAGAAUCUAUUCAUAGACGAGGUUCGCGAGGCAAAUCGCUGGGCUUCUGUCUUCCAGAGCCUCGAAUGGGAUGAAAAAAGACCAGAAGACGGCAGGAUACUCGGCAAGCUGGAUGAGUGGAUUUGCGACGGUCUGGCCCAGAUGCAGCUGCUGAUAAAGCAAGAGGACGGUCCUCUUGGCUGGGCCUCGAAUCCUCACGUCUUUGCCAUUGGUACAAGCAUUCUUCGAGGCGCUGUGACUUUGAAGAGAAAUCACGGCAGUUUGAAGUUACGCAAGGCUGUCGAUGAUAUCAAAGAUUUGCUGAGAUUGCCAGAUCAUGAUCGGGUUUCAAAACUGCUCAUGGAACCGUUAGAAGAGAAUUAG